Molecule: messenger RNA, 2163 nt
Organism: Lodderomyces pseudojiufengensis
Lineage: Eukaryota; Fungi; Ascomycota; Pichiomycetes; Serinales; Debaryomycetaceae
Exons: 1
Coding region: 1-2163 (720 amino acids)
Cellular component (GO): cytoplasm
Molecular function (GO): protein kinase binding
Source: RefSeq, a predicted model, not a curated record
AUGGGCUCAUUUGGUUAUAAUAAUAAUUCAAUAGAAGGAGAUCUAUAUGUACAAAGAUUAUCAUCAUAUAUUAAAAAAAACGAAGAAUCUUUAGCUAAUGGAUUAUUAUGUUUUAGUAAAAAUAAAGUUGCAAUUCAUAAAAUUAAACCAUUAAGAUUAACUUUUACAAUUCAUCAUUUAUAUUAUUUAACUGAAAGAAUUGAAUCAUCGAAUUUAGGUAUUGAUGUGGGGCCAUUAAAUAUAAAAUUAGAUAAUCCAAAUCAUGAACCAACUUUUAUAUCAUUUAUGGCAAAUAAUGCAAGAUCUUCAAGAAUUAUUGAAUCAGAUUCAAUUUCUUUAAAAUCUAUAAAAAGUAUAAAUUCAAUGGUAUCUAUAUGGAGUAAAAAUUUUAGUAAUAUUAAAAGAGAACCCAAACUUAUCAAAAAGGAUUUAAAAUAUUUAUAUUCAAGUUUUACAAAAAUUCCAUGUUUAAUUUUAACUCCAAAAACUAAAAUAAAUAGUAUACAAUCGUAUGAAGAAUAUCCUUGUGAUACUUCAGUUCCAAUAAAAAUUUUUAAAAAUUUACAAGUUUUGGAAAUUAUUGAAUAUGAACCAAAUGAAAUUUUUGGUUGGAAUUUAUUAAGUGAUCAAUUAAGAAUUUUAAUUAUAAGAAAAAGCAAGAUAAAUGACAUGUCUGAAAUAAUUUAUGAUUUAGUUGUUGAUGAUGAAAAUGGAAGAUCAAGUUUUAAUUCUAACACUAGAAAACAACAACAAUUUGAUGAAUCUACUUUAACUCAUGAUUCAAAUGAUAUAUUUAGAAAUAAAAGAGAACGUGGAAAUACAAAUGCAUCCAAUGGAGCUGGCUCUAUUGAGAAACAACAACUGAAUGAAAAUUCUUCAUCUUCAGAAGCAAAAUGGUCUGUACUUAAACAAUUAACCAUUUCUGAAACUUCAAUUACUCAUGUCACAAAAAAUGUAUUAAAACCUUUACAUAAUUUAGUUAAAUUAAAUUUAUCAAAUAAUUUAUUACAAAAUUUACCAGAAGGUUUGGAUCAAUUAGUAAAUAUAAAAUAUUUAAAUUUCUCAGAUAAUUAUAUUACUGAUUUAAAAAAUUUACCAUCAAAUUUAAAACAUCUUUUAACUUUAAAUUUAAAUAAUAAUAAAAUUAUAAAUUUAAAUGGCCUUGAAAAAUUAAUAUCAUUAGAAAAAAUAGAUUUAAGAAGAAAUCAAAUUACUGAAUUAUCAGAUUGUAAAUCUUUAGUUUUAUUAUAUCAAAAUGUUAAAAAUUUUGAUAAUGUUUAUAUAUCUCAAAAUUCAUUACCAAAAAAUUAUAGAGUUGAUUUAUUUAAUUUAUUUAAUGGUGUUAAAUAUAAAAAUAAUAAUAUAAAAAUUGAUGAUUCAAAACCAGGAUAUUUUGAAAAAGCUAUGUUAUUAGAUCAAGAAUCAGCUUUAAAAAAUUUAAAUCAAUUUUUAGGUGCUGAAAUAGUUGAUGAUAAUACAAAAUUAAAAUUACAAUUACAAGAAAUUCAACAAAAAUUUAGUAAUUCUAAUGAUAAAGAUAAAGAUGAUGAGACCAUUGCAACUUUAAACACUUUAGUACCAAGUUCUCCAAAAAUAAAUGAGCUUGACAACGGUAUUAAAGAUUUAAAAAUCGAUACUUCAAAACCGCCAACAUCACCUUCUCCUAGUGUUGUUCCAAAUAGAUCAAUAACAACAAAUUCUGCAUCAACUUCAGUUCAAACAUCUCCUCAACAACAACAACAACCAAAUAAUAGGAAACUUAAAAACUUAUCUCAUACAGCAUUACAAUAUUUAUCUCAACCUAGUUCUCCUUUACAUAAUAAUCAAAAUAUGUUAAAUAAAAUAAUAGAAACAUCACCAUAUUCAACAACAACUAGUAUACAUGAUAAUAAUAGUAAGAAUACUAUCAUAACAACGACAACUACAUCACCAAAAAUUACAUCAUCUCCAUCUCAUCAUUUAACUAAUAAAAUGCUUCAUUUAAAUUCUUCAAAUUCAUCAAUUCCAUCAUCUUUAAAAUCAAUGAAGAAAUCAACAUCCACUUUUAUUGAUUUAGAAAAAGAUAACACUAAUGAUACUAAUUCAAAUCCAAAUAAUUCAAAUUCUUUAGCUGCUCCAAAUAUUGUUACUCCUUUACAAGUAACUGCAAGAAUGAGUACUUGA